AUGAACUUGACCAAGAACACCAUCACCCAGACAUCAUCCCGUCUGCUGCGCACAUCGGAUGAUGAUCAACCGCAUUCCAGGGACCUCAAAGACCUCUUCUCCGCCCUCAUCGUCAGCCUCCUCCCCCUCGAGCCCCAUCGCGUCCGCUUCGUCAAGUUCGAACACACAUUCCUCUCCGAAGAUGCCAUCCGCAACCUCGGCAACCUCAAGCUCACACAGUCGAAUCGCAUGCCCGAUCCCGACAACCCGUCAUGCAGCGUCACCUCCACCUCCACCACCACAUUCUCCAUGAGCAAGGAUACGGCACGGUCUCUAUGUCAGCGAUUUGUCGACGCCCGCUUUAUCGAGGCAGCGGAUGGGAAGCCGGACCAGAUCUUUGCGCAUCGAGGAGGAGUGUGGAAGCCAACGUCCAAGGGAACUACGAUAUUUGACUGGUUCUGCCAAAAGAAUGGCAUCAACCACGAUCAGCUGUUCGAUCUAAGGAGCCUGAUCACUGGACCCCUCCUCUACCUGGAGAGAGAUGUGAAAACGGACAAGCCACACGUCGACCGCGCCACCACCGAAGUCGUCUUCUGCCGAAUGAUGGGCAUCGAUGGACGGGGGAAGAAGGGACCUCUGGCGCUGGCAAGGCAGGAAUCCGCAACGGGCAUCAGGUUGACGCAUGAGCGCAAGAUCGGCGGUCGCACAUACCACGACACUUGCACGGGUCAACAGAUUUCCGACUGGCUACGAGACAAGGCGACAUGUGCGGACUUGAAGGAGGCUAUAAACAUGGCGUCGCAUUUUGUGCACUACAACCUCAUCGAGUCGGUUGCUACGGACAUGGCCUACAUGAACCAGUAUGUGGCCUGCAAGCUGUUCCAACCAACACAUCUCGCCGUCUACACCCUCUCGCAACGUGGUCAAGACUUGAUCGAGAACAGCUCCUCAAGUCGAUGCUCAUCCCAAGGCAAGACGGACUCGUCAACGUCAAAGGGUGGUGUCACGGAAAGCAACCGCCUCAAGCUGGAAAAGAUUCUCCAAGAUCCUACCCUCCGCCUUCUUUUCCGCGAGAAUCUCCGAUCAACGUACUGUGAAGAGACGCUAGCUUUCUACGAGCAAGCCGACGAGUUUAUCGAAGAGUCCAAGACGACAUUGGAGGGUGUCAAAAAGGGAGACAAGGCGGCAGAUGAAAACGCCAACGAGCUUCUCUCGCAGUCGCACAUCAUCUUCAACACCUUCGUCGCACCUGGCUCACCACGCGAGGUCAACAUCAACCAUCAGCUUCGCCUAAGUCUGUCCGACAGGAUGACCAAGGCGCAAGCCCAGGAUUCCACACAAGCCGACAUGUUGAAGGAGGUGACGUCCCUUUUGGAGAGCGCUCAAAACGCCGUCUUCAAGCUGAUGGCCAGCGACUCUAUUCCCAAGUUCCUUAAUAACCCAGCAGUGGAGGAUCAACUGGUGCAAGCAGGUGUUCGAUGA
Fusarium vanettenii 77-13-4 is the source of this 1461-nucleotide messenger RNA. RefSeq lists its product as uncharacterized. The record is from RefSeq and is a predicted model, not a curated record. The transcript is spliced from 3 exons. Lineage: Eukaryota; Fungi; Ascomycota; Sordariomycetes; Hypocreales; Nectriaceae. The coding region runs from base 1 to 1461 and encodes 486 amino acids. Gene Ontology annotation, biological process: intracellular signal transduction.